This is a messenger RNA of Eupeodes corollae, 1431 nucleotides long. It is a transcript of the gene BORCS5, whose product is annotated as BLOC-1-related complex subunit 5. NCBI's taxonomy places the organism in Eukaryota, Metazoa, Arthropoda, Insecta, Diptera, Syrphidae. The record is from RefSeq and is a predicted model, not a curated record. Bases 266 to 1177 code for a protein of 303 amino acids. The transcript has a single exon. Gene Ontology annotation, cellular component: synaptic vesicle membrane; cytoplasmic side of lysosomal membrane; BORC complex. Gene Ontology annotation, biological process: lysosome localization; positive regulation of anterograde synaptic vesicle transport; organelle transport along microtubule.
UCGAGUUCAAGUCUGUUAGUGGUUGGUAGCACCUCCGUGCUUCGAAAUAUUGUUCAUUAAAACUUUAAGCUUUAUGCAAUAGAUCUAAAAAAAUUCAAAUGAAAAUGACAACUUCUUGUGUGAAUACAUAUUCUGUGAUUUCAUUAGAAAACUAUAAUUGAAAAUCCAUUAAAAUCCAAAUGAAACAGUGCUCUAGAACUCGAACAAGAAAAAAUCGAUAAUUGUGUUUAAUAAAAAGUUGUACUAGUAUCUAGGUAUAUAAGAAAUGGGUGCGGAGCACUCUUCACAAACUCGCAAUGACGGCGAUGGUCGCGAAGUCUUCGAACACGAACGAUCAUCAUCGGCGAAUUCUUCCACAAAACGUAGAGCGGCUGCCCAACGCCAAGGCUCGGCCAGUAGUAAAGGCAGUCAGCAGCAGCAGCAAAGCGGCUCGCCAACUUUCUCAGAUAUUGGGCGUCCUGUGUCGCCGCCACUGAGUGUCUGCUAUGACUCAGACUUACCCUAUGUCUCCUACACAGACAGACCAAUAGGUGAUUCACCUAAAAUUCGCAAUAAAAACACCUCCUCCGCCAACACCAGCCUGAGGAGUGUUCACGCAAACAGUCGAUACAAACAAACUGGGACCAAACCAAAGCGCCCCGCUUCAACAUCCAAUCACAACAUUGUCAUUGUCAAACCAGGCACCACACGGGACCUUGAUCUCGACCUAGAUCCAGAUUUGGCCCGACUCCGAAACAUUCCAAUGUUUCUGCCGGUAAUGCGAGAAACUCUCUCUCUGCCUUCAUCUCGAGAACCAGAGAUUCUCGAACGUCUGCAGUCGGUGCAUUUGCAGAACAUUUGCCAUCGCAUGCAGGCCCAUCUCAAUUACUGUGCCACACACGUUGCCACCGAACAAAGUCAAAUUGUCGAGAAGACAAAAAUGAUCAACAACACUGUUACGACGCUAUUUGCAUCGUUUGUAGACAUGCAAAAGACCUACGCUGCCUAUGCAGAACAAUUUUCAAAAAUUCGCAGCAUAUCACAGCAGUUAAGUCGCUGCAAUUCUUUGUUAAACGAAAACAUUGAGAGUUUGGAGGCUAUCAAUAAUUUCCUGGACGUAGACGAUAGACUUGAACCAUUUGUAUGGAAAACCGAAGAGGUCAACCACAGGAAGGGUGGCAGUGGCAGCUUGACGUAGUCGAAUUUAUAAAUAUAUAUAUAUAUGUAUACAUAUGUACCCUCGAAUAUUACCUAUCUAAGUGCAUUUGUUUUGAUGUUUUUGUUCUAAAAUUUAGUUUUAAUUUGUGUUAAUUUGUAAGUGAUAAUGAAAAUAUUUAAGCUAUUUUAAGGUUAUUCCAAGUUUAAUAAUUAGUUAUUUAUUUAGAAGAAAAAAAAUGAAGAAAACAAAACUCAUUAAUAUUAAAUUGCUGCAAAAGUGCUUCAUCACUUAAA